AUGCCUCCCUCCACCAAGAAGCGACGAGCGGCCGAAGACAGCGACGACGAUGCCCCCCAAUCCUCCGUCGCAAAGAAGAACAAGAGCGCCGCUGCUGCCAGUGCGCCGGAUGGCAAAGACGACGAGGGCAAUCCAUACUGGGAGUUGUCCAACAAGCGACGCGUGGGAGUCUCCCAGUUCAAGAAGAUGUGCCUCGUCAACAUUCGCGAGUACUACGAAAAGGACGGAAAGAUGCUCCCCGGCAAGAAGGGCAUCUCCCUCUCUGUCGAACAAUACCUUGCGCUGAUAAAGGCAGCUCCCGGUAUCAACGCGGCGUUGCGGGCGAUGGGCCAGGAGGUUGACGAUCCCGACGAGAUGGAUAUCGAAGAGCCCAGCGUGCCCAAGGCCGCCAAAAAGACCAAGUCGGACAAGUCCAAUAUCGAAGCGACCAGCGAUGAGGAUGAAGACGACGACUAG
This is a messenger RNA of Trichoderma reesei QM6a, 456 nucleotides long. RefSeq lists its product as uncharacterized. Lineage: Eukaryota; Fungi; Ascomycota; Sordariomycetes; Hypocreales; Hypocreaceae. Bases 1 to 456 code for a protein of 151 amino acids. The transcript is spliced from 3 exons. Gene Ontology annotation, biological process: positive regulation of transcription initiation by RNA polymerase II. The record is from RefSeq and is a predicted model, not a curated record. Gene Ontology annotation, molecular function: DNA binding; transcription coactivator activity.